Suricata suricatta (meerkat) is the source of this 431-nucleotide messenger RNA. RefSeq names its product dopamine receptor D4 (gene DRD4). NCBI's taxonomy places the organism in Eukaryota, Metazoa, Chordata, Mammalia, Carnivora, Herpestidae. Gene Ontology annotation, biological process: adenylate cyclase-activating adrenergic receptor signaling pathway. Gene Ontology annotation, cellular component: membrane. The coding region runs from base 75 to 302 and encodes 75 amino acids. Gene Ontology annotation, molecular function: G protein-coupled receptor activity; dopamine neurotransmitter receptor activity, coupled via Gi/Go. The record is from RefSeq and is a predicted model, not a curated record. The transcript has 2 exons.
CCGGCCCAGCCGAGCCCCCGCCGCAGGCGCCCGGGAGGAGGCGCGCCAAGAUCACCGGCCGGGAGCGCAAGGCCAUGAGGGUCCUGCCGGUGGUGGUCGGGGCCUUCCUGGUGUGCUGGACUCCCUUCUUUGUGGUGCACGUCACCCGGGCGCUGUGUCCCACCUGCGCGGUGCCCCCGAGGCUGGUCAGCGCGGUCACCUGGCUGGGCUACGUCAACAGCGCCCUCAACCCCGUCAUCUACACCGUCUUCAACGCCGAGUUCCGCGCCGUUUUCCGCAAGGCCCUGCGCCUCUGCUGCUGAGCGGGAACCCGCCACCGCCACCCCUAACAGCGUCCUCUGCGAGGACCCGGCCAUGCCUCCGGGGCCAGGACCCCAGCAAGGGAACGGGGUGCUUUUGUACCGCUAAGAUUAAAGAAAUUCCUUCCUAAA